Messenger RNA from Fonsecaea nubica, 4428 nucleotides. RefSeq lists its product as hypothetical. NCBI's taxonomy places the organism in Eukaryota, Fungi, Ascomycota, Eurotiomycetes, Chaetothyriales, Herpotrichiellaceae. The record is from RefSeq and is a predicted model, not a curated record. The coding region runs from base 1 to 4428 and encodes 1475 amino acids. Gene Ontology annotation, molecular function: GTP binding. The transcript has 5 exons.
AUGGCCACCGAGGUCCCACCUUUGCGCAUCCAAAAGGGCGGCGGAAAUGGGCUCAGCUCUUCGCCAUCUAAACUGCCGCGAAUAAGUAAUCGUCCUCUUUCCGAACUGAGCCCUAUGGCAAUUCGCAGAAACUCUCCAAGUUUCCCGCAACCAAAGGGCAAGCUACUCUCAAACGAAACCUCUCCAAUAGGCUCUUCACCUUUUUCUUCGAGUUCACCACGUCUGUUUUGGCAGGGCCGCGAUCCCAGCUCUCCUGCGAGAGAAAACACCGAAACUCCUCCUGCCUCCUCCCCGCCAAAGCGCUCCUCCAUUGAGAACCUAAAGAAGGCCUCGAGGGUGAAAAACAGCAGCAUGUUUGCCCUCGAGCAGAGUACUCACUAUGAUCCUUCGCGUCCAUCGAUUCUUGACGGUCGCCCUCAGAGCAUGCAGUUUCUACGGCAGUCCUCGCCAGUUCGAAGUCCCGAUGCUGUGCGAAAAGAAAACAUUGCCCCACUGGACAAGGUCUCAUCGUUUCAAUCGCAAGAGAAGCAGCAACAGGAGGAAGCUAAAGAUACAACCAAUCCAGUCACCCCUCUCUCGCCAAGUCGAUUGAACAGCUCGCCAGCAAAGUCGUCCCUGUCAAAGAAAACCGGGUCAGCAUUCAGAAGCAGUGGCUUUAACCCUGAGACUGGCAUUUGGGAAGACGAUGACGACUUUCGAGACAGACAACUGCCGGCUGGCCGUGGGUUGCACCGUCAUCAAAAAAGUGUUACUUUUGACCAGGCGCCUCCACAGAUCAAUGAGUACGAGAUGACUACACCAGCUCCUUCGUCAAUUGCGUCCGGAUCGCGCGAGGGUAGCUAUGAGUCCACCGAUGAGGACGACGAGGAUGAUGAGGACGAGGAGGCAAGCUUGGAGAGGGUUUCGUCAAUGGAUCACGACGACAGCUUUGACGCGUCCCUUGAGGACACUGAGAAGACACCAGUGGUUCUGCCCGAGGACUGGCGCUUUAUGAGCCCCGAGAAUGCCAACACUGACCUGUCUCAUCUUGAAGAAGACGUCUUCGAAGAUGACUGCGGCAGUCCUGCCCCGACCGCCCAGCCAAGUAUUCCAUCUUACCGCCCUCAUCAGACAAGUGCAAGCUCAAUCGACUCUAACGGACAGUCUCGCCCUCUCCCACCGCUUCCGCCCAUGAUCGGAUCACAAGGCCACUCCAGGUCUGACAGCUUGUCCGGCGCCUUUGAGCGUAUAAGCGUCGCAUCACGAUCUCUUCCAAGCACACCAUUGGCAGCCAGCUUUUCAAAGGCGGACAUUCAAAAGAUCGGGAGUGGGAGUUCCCUGUCAGCGGAUGACAGAUUGAGAUUGAUGGCACUCCAGGAACAGGAGAGAGAACGUCGGAUGAGGCGAAUGGCUUCCAAAGACGCUGUCCCCUCUCGGAGCACCAGUAAUGAAGACUCGCUUGCUGGCGAUUCACAGCCAAUCCAGUCUGGAUCGGGAAACUCGACCCCACAGCUGUCAAGGGCAUCGAUCCUUGAAGGUCUGCGUGGUCGAGUCGGCGUUGGUAGUCGAGAAGGCAGCGAGGAGAUUGCAGAGACGACUCAACAGCGGGAUCUCCCCUCUCUUGAUCCUGAUGUUCCAAUACCCUCAUUGGAGGAUCCGACACAGCCACGUAUCAAAAUGGAGGAGGAUGAAGAGCCUGACCUGUACUCCAUCCCGGAUAUGUACAUGGGACGUACUGCUUCCGGUUCAGACGUUAGCACCAACCAUGAUGACGACCUCACAAGCCAAUAUUCGCAACCCUCACAAGCAUCUUUUUUCCCUCAAAUGGCUGAGGAAGGAGACGACACUCCCAAAGCACAGAGUCCAGCUCGAGAGUUGAACGCAAAGCCCACAACGACUGAACGUGUGUCUUUGCCAGAUUUCACUGACUUUGGCGACACAAGCAGUUUCGAUAUCGGCCUGGCUCCGUAUCUGACCCAGAAGGACGAGAGUGCGAAACCAGCCACCGUUGUCGCGGCACCAUCUCAACUGCCAGACCUCGCUGCUCUCCGCCAGUCAAUUCAGCGGCCAUACACUCCGGAAGUUCAGCUCACAUCAUUCCAAAGCCCCCCAAAAUCCAGCCCAGAACAUGCAGCACCAGGAACCCCUGAUUCUGUGGUUAGACACCCCGUCGAACAUGCAGAGUCGCCUAGCCAUGUCAGCAUGGACCCAAGAGUGGAUGAGUUGGCUGGACAAGCACAAAGUGACCGUUCAAUUAGCCCCUCCGACACGGGUUCGGUUUUGGUGCACGAGAAGGAGAUGUCUCCUGUGUCCCCUAUCUCGGACACUUUCGAUCAAAGCGCCGAAAUAGCACAGAAUAAUUCCACGCUUCCGGAAGCAGCAGAUGAGAAGCAACCCGAAGCAGACAAGAAAGAAGGCGAAAAGAAGCGGACUAGCAGCCUGCUGCCGUUAGAUAUCCCCCACACAGGAUUGGACGAAGGCCUGGGAUUGGGUCUCGAGAAGGAAUUUGACCGGGUAGUAGAAGCCCAAAAGGUAGAGUUUGAACUCUCAUUGCAACGUCUUUAUUACCCUUUUCACGGACGAUUCCCCUCCAGUGAGCUGCCCGAGGCAAUGGAGUUGAAAGGAGGCAACCCUAUGGAGAACAUCCCUGUUCUCCCCAAACCUCGUGGAGCGCGUCCCCUACGUGCGGCACAUGUUGUUAUUUCUCCCGACAGAUGUAUUGAUGAAGAGUCAUUUGCUAAUCGAGCUGGCCGUCGACAGAGAGGAUACCUGAUGAGACAAAACACCAAGAUUGUCGUCGCCAGCGAACGGAUCUCUCAAGAUGAGUGCAGAUCUCCUGGCCUUCCGGGGACUGAAGAUGGUCUGCUCGGCGUCCCCGCGGAAGCUAACCACGUUCAUGCAUCACCGCGCAAGACGAGUCAGCCCACCUGGACUGCUGAGCCAUGGAACGGUAAGGUUCGGCGUAAGAGUAUUCGAGUUGGCGGGGAAAAGGCUGUCAGUAAGAGGAAGCCAGUCGAGGGGCCUGUGCCGCCUCUUCCAGGACAAGCAAGCAAUGCGCAGGAGGGCCUUGACGCUGUUGCUGAAGAUGACAUCGGAGAGGAAGAGGAGUGGGAGGAUGGAGCCGAACGUGGCCGACUUUUUGUCAAGGUGGUCGGUGUCAAGGACCUGCAGAUGCCAUUUCCCCAACACGAACGCACUUUCUUUGCCCUCACGCUCGACAAUGGUAUGCACUGUGUGACGACAGCUUGGCUCGAUCUGGCUCGAAGUGCACCUAUUGGACAGGAAUUUGAGCUGAUUGUCCUCAAUGAGCUUGAAUUCCAACUCACACUGCAGAUGAAAUUGGAGGAGCCAAAAGUGGAACGGCCGCAAUCGCCAUCGAAACCGCCCGCAUCGCCUAAGAAGCAAGGAGCCUUCGGGAGGUUGUUUGGGUCGCCCAAGAAGAAGAAGGAGUCGGAAGUGCGAGCUCAGCAAGAAGCCCAGGCGGUCAGAAGGCCAGUGACACCACCUUCAGCAUAUGAACUGGUUCAAGGCCUGGUGGCCAAGGACGGCUCCUUUGCUCGAGCUUACAUUUCGCUCAGCGAGCAUGAAAAGCACGCAUACGGCAGACCGUACACGGUGGACAUCACCUGCUUCAACGAGUGGGCGAUGGAAGAAGUCCAUGUGGGUAGUUCGAGGAGCAAGAAGAGCGUGACGCAGCUCCAGCGUCGGCCGCCUUAUGAAAUUGGCAAACUCGAACUCCAGUUGUUGUAUGUGCCGAAACCGAGAGGAGCCAAGGACGAUGACAUGCCCAAGAGUAUGAAUGGCGCGAUUCGGGCCUUGCGGGAGGCUGAAGAACGUCUGGCACAACAAGCAACUAUCCAGGAGUUUGAGGGUUACCUGAGCCAACAGGGAGGCGAUUGUCCGUACUGGAGACGACGGUUUUUCAAGCUCGCCGGAACCAAGUUCACUGCAUUCCAUGAAACAACGCUUCAACCCCGGGCAACCAUCAACCUUGCGAAAGCUACGCGGCUCAUUGACGACAAGACGGCGUUGACGCAGAGAGAGACUUCAACCAAGGGAGGUGGACGGCGCAAGAGUGGGUUCGCGGAAGAGGAAGAAGGAUACAUGUUUGUGGAGGAAGGAUUCCGCAUCCGCUUUGCCAACGGAGAAGUUAUCGACUUCUAUGCCGAUUCGACAGCCGAGAAAGAGCAAUGGAUGCAAGCGCUGUCGCAGGUCGUGGGCAAAGGCGCCCAGAGCAGCUCGGCCCCGGUUAAAGGAUGGGCAGAAAUGGUGCUCCGGCGGGAGAAAAAGAUGAAGACAGCAGCAGGCGCAGUGCAACGGCCCAAGGCCGGUCACCAACGAACGGAGACGUACCAUGCCGGUGGCGGAAUGGGCCAGACGCACAGUCCCAUGAAGGGGACGGUGGGACGUGAGGAGCGGCAUCGAAAGACCAAGAGUAUGUAUGCGUGA